AUGCAAUAUUGUUCGAGUCAAUGUUUUCAUCGAGCAUUUUACGCUAUUUUAAUUGGAAUAUCACCUAUUGUUACAUGUCUUUUAUUACUUGGUCUAAUUCGAAUUAUAUUACAUUGCCUUGAAACAGCUUGUUAUCGACGACAAAAAGCAUAUGAUCGUCGUCGUUCAUCGUCAUUUUUUUAUCAAGGUGACCGUCCUACUCUUUUAUAUACACCAGUAUCGUUUGCUGAAUUACAACGUAUUAUUCAAGGUGAAUAUCAAAGUGAACAACAAAAUGAAUCAUUAUCAUUAUCAAUUCCAAAUGAUGAUAAUGACACGAUUAAAGCAACUAAAUUUAUGAAAUCAAUACUAUCAAGACGUGAAUCAUCAUCACCAAAUUCAACCAAUACUAUUGCAAAUCUUGUUAUUCGUCGUAAUGCUAUUGGUACAAUUCCGUUUACAGCAUUAUUUGCGUCUGUUUCUACACCGGCAACACCAACAUUCGAUAUGAUUAAUGAACAAAAAACACGUCGACCAAGUUUUAUGCGUAUUAAGCAUGAAUCCAGUGAAAAAACAACAUUAACAGCAGUAAAUAACGAUAAUUAUCGUUUGAAUAGACUUGAUUCAUCUGAAUCUGAUCCGGUAGAAACUGAUCCACUAUUUAGACCACCAAUGAGAACAAUGUCAUCUACAACCACAGCUAUUAUAGAAGAAUCUCGUGAAUUCCAUUCAGCUCAAUCAAUACCAUAUGCAUUCAAUUAA
This is a messenger RNA of Rotaria sp. Silwood1, 741 nucleotides long. The record is from the annotation of a GenBank genome assembly. NCBI's taxonomy places the organism in Eukaryota, Metazoa, Rotifera, Eurotatoria, Philodinida, Philodinidae.